Molecule: messenger RNA, 1458 nt
Organism: Symbiodinium sp. CCMP2456
Lineage: Eukaryota; Dinophyceae; Suessiales; Symbiodiniaceae
Source: the annotation of a GenBank genome assembly
AUGGUAGCAGCUGUUCGCAAGUGGACUGCUGUUAUCAUGAGGUGUCACGUUCUCUACGUCAUGUAUUCGCGGGCAGGUCUGCUGGAGACCUUACACAGCCGAGCGGACCCUCUUAUCAGGUACAUUGCUUGGGCCGACAGGCAGGUCGUCGCGGCAUUUCCAUUUUCAGAAGAAAGCCUCUAUGCCUUUGCUUGUGAAUGCGAGGGCAAAUGUGCACCCAGCUUCCUCAAGAGUUUGAUGAGCAGCAUUAGUUUUUGCUUUCACAUCCUCGGAGCUGGCAGUGCUCAGGAGGCCAUGAACAGCAAGCGCUUGGUGGGGGUGGCAAAGGCUUGCUACCUCACCAAGCGAAAGAGGUUUCAGCGGCCCCCGCUUACCACAGAGAUGGUGCUUCGUCUUGAGAGGUUGGUCGUUUCUUCCAGUGGUGACAGGGUUGAUCGUUUCAUAGCAGGAUUUUUCUUGCUGUCAGUGUAUAUGCGGGGUCGGUACUCCGACACGCAGAACAUGUGCAACAUUUUCGAGGAUCGCCCCAGUCCUGAUCCCACUGGUCUUGGAGGAUAUUUGCAAGCCGAUGUGGCUAGGUCUAAGACUGCUUACACGACGGAACGAAAGACCCAGCUGCUGCCCAUGGUGGCACCCAGGCAUGGAUUGUCAGAUGAGGAUUGGUUCACUGCUUGGUCACAGGUCCGCAAGGAUCUUAAGGUACCCAUUGGUGAGGGCAAGCCCGUGCUCCCGGCAAUUUUGACGACAGGUCAUUGGGCGGGCCACCCGCCUAGUGCGUCGGUGGCGGCAGGCUGGCUUCGCAGCCUCCUUAGGAAGUGCGGGUUCUCCGAGCUGCAAUGUUCUCGAGUCGGCACGCAUUCCUGCAAAGCCACUUGUUUGUCGUGGUGUGCCCGCUUCGGAAUCGACAGCUACGAUCAGAGAGUCCUCGGAUUUCACACGGCUCCAGGCGACAGGAGCGCUCAGGUAUACAGCAGAGAUGCCGUGUCCUCCUCAGUCCGUGUCUUAGAGGGCGUGCUGUCGCGGAUAAGGAAGCUGGAGUUCGCUCCAGACAACACACGGUCGGGAUAUUUUCCUACUGUGGAUGAUGCUGACGCCGGUUAUGAUGUCGAGGGAUCGGGCUCAGAGGCUUCGCUUGAUGAGGAGGAGGACGAGGCCGAUUGUGAGCAGUUGGAGAUAGCCUUGGACAGUGUCGCGGACGAUUGGGCCGAGGAGACGCCUAAGAGGCCGCUGAGGGCUGAACAGCUUGUUCGGAAUCGUGCAUCUCGGAUGCUGCAUGUCAUUGCCGAUGAGAGUGGCAACGUUUUGACAUGUGGGAGGGCUUGCACCAGGAACUACGAGAAGGUCGCGGCCGUGCCGUCUUUCUUGUAUCCAGUGUGCAGUCGAUGCUUUGCGGUGGUGCAGCGGGAUCCUGAAGGAUCUCCAAAGGCUGCCCCGUCACAGCCGCCUGAGGGAGAUUGA